AUGGCUCACCAUCUCCAAGUCGCAAACAAGCCCCAAAAGGGGCCUGCUCUCAAUGAGAGGAUACUCUCAUCCAUGUGCAGGAGGUCUAUUGCCGCACACCCCUGGCAUGAUCUUGAGAUAGGCCCUGGUGCACCAACCAUAUUCAACUGUGUCAUAGAAAUACCUAGGGGCAGCAAGGUCAAGUAUGAACUUGACAAGAAAACUGGCUUGAUAAAAGUGGACCGUGUGCUUUACUCAUCAGUUGUCUAUCCUCACAACUAUGGAUUCAUUCCUCGCACACUAUGUGAUGAUGGUGACCCUUUGGAUGUGCUGGUUAUAAUGCAGGAGCCAGUGAUCCCAGGCUGCUUGCUUCGGGCAAAGGCCAUUGGUCUCAUGCCUAUGAUUGAUCAGGGAGAGGCAGAUGACAAGAUAAUUGCAGUUUGUGCUGAUGAUCCCGAGUACAGGCAUUACAAUGAUAUCAAGGAGCUCCCUCCCCAUCGCUUAGCUGAAAUCAGGCGUUUCUUUGAGGACUACAAAAAGAAUGAGAACAAAGAGGUGGCUGUGAAUGACUUCCUGCCUGCUAGUGCUGCUUCCGAGGCCAUACGCCAUUCCAUGGAUCUUUAUGCUACUUACAUUAUCGAGGGCCUGAGAAGAUAGGGUGCUUGAUGAUCUGGUGCUUUGUCACUAGCUGGAUGAUGUUGAUGAAAAAAUGUGGAGACGUUACAAGAAAAUGCAUUUCUUGUUUCAUUUGACUUAUAUACAAUUAGUAUACUAGUCGUGAGCUACAGAUCACCUAAAGCCUUGAAGGCGGAACGGAUGUUAUUCUUUUUCCAGCUCCUAUGUUAAUAUGAAUAAAUGAUUGAGCAAAAUAUGAGAUUUUACAUGUUAUAUCUUUGCAUUUUUU
Messenger RNA from Phragmites australis (common reed), 883 nucleotides. Its product is annotated as soluble inorganic pyrophosphatase 4-like. The record is from RefSeq and is a predicted model, not a curated record. The transcript is spliced from 7 exons. Gene Ontology annotation, biological process: phosphate-containing compound metabolic process. Bases 1 to 636 code for a protein of 211 amino acids. NCBI's taxonomy places the organism in Eukaryota, Viridiplantae, Streptophyta, Magnoliopsida, Poales, Poaceae. Gene Ontology annotation, molecular function: inorganic diphosphate phosphatase activity; magnesium ion binding. Gene Ontology annotation, cellular component: cytoplasm.